Lodderomyces beijingensis is the source of this 1713-nucleotide messenger RNA. The record is from the annotation of a GenBank genome assembly. NCBI's taxonomy places the organism in Eukaryota, Fungi, Ascomycota, Pichiomycetes, Serinales, Debaryomycetaceae.
AUGCUUCAAAAAUGGUUGAUAUGGGCAGUCACACCAACUAUAUUCAGUGCACUAACUCAAGCUAAUCCCGGUGCAGCAGCUUCUGCAGCAUCUGCGAAUGCAUCAGAGAGCAUCUCACCUUUGCGAAGUCCACUCCCCGUUUUCCUCAUACAGGGCAACCACUCAGCACCGUUGACGGAGGCAACGACCGAAGAUGGCAGCAGUCUGCUUCUACUACAAACACCAGUCGAAGGCUCAGCAGCAAAAGAAGACGAGAGGUCCGUGCACAACGAUUCAAUAAUCGAUGCGUGCCAUUUUAUGUCAUUUGAAGAGUGGAAAAGGCAAAAGAUCGAGUCUGAUAAUGACUCCACAAAUAACUCCAAAAACCAAACGCUUGCAAAGAAACCCGCAGCUGAACCUGUGCGAGUAAACAUCACGGACCCCGCGACCUCGGGGGCGGACUCAAACUCGAGCUCGGACGCGGCAAAGAAAAAGAACAAGAAGAAAGUAAACGGGAAAGUUUACAAGGAUAAAUUCAACUUUGCCUCGAUGGACUGCGGGGCCACCAUUGUGGAAACCAACGCCCAAGCGAAAGGUGCGUCCGCCAUCCUCAAGGAAAACAAGGAUACGUACCUCCUCAAUCAGUGUUCGGUGCAUCACAAAUACGUCAUUAUCGAGCUAUGUCAGGAUAUACUCGUGGGGCAAGUUUCGCUCGGGAACUUUGAAUUCUUUUCAUCCAUGUUCAAGGACAUCAAAGUGAGUGUAAGCGAUCGGUUCCCGGCUAAGGAGUGGAAGGAGAUUGGCAUUUACCAAGCGCAAAACUCACGAGAACUACAGCUGUUUAACAUUGAAAACCCGUUGAUCUGGGCGAGAUUCUUGCGGGUCGAUAUCCUAAGCCACUACGGCAAUGAGUUUUAUUGCCCCAUCUCGUUGAUUCGAGUCCAUGGUAAGACCAUGAUUGAUGAGUUCAAGGAAGAGCGAGAAAACCACGACCGCGACCACGAUGUCUCUUACGAAGUAGCCAAGGUGGAGACAGCGAACGAGAACCUGGUUGAUAACGACACGUUGCUACUAAACGACACCAUGAACGAGUGCAGGGUAGUGUUGCCGCACUUGCGGCUCAAUGAGUUUCUCCGGGACUACAAUGCAACCACACAGGAACUAUGUCUACCGAAUGAAGCAAACUCCUUGAGCACAUCCGCGCUGACGGCUCUGGCGUCGACAAAGACCACCCAGGAGUCAAUCUACAAGAACAUCAUGAAACGACUAUCGUUGCUCGAGUCCAACGCGACGCUAUCCUUGCUCUACGUUGAAGAGCAGCUGAAACUAUUGAGCACGGCAUUUUCGAAUUUGGAAAGACGGCAGUCGACCAACUUCAACAACUUGAUAAGCUCGGUGAAUGCCACUUUGCUCAACCAGCUCAUGACUUUUAAGGACUCGUACAGCCUCUUACACGACCAGUAUGCCAACUUGCUACGACUUCAAGAGCUUAGUUAUAAGCAGUACUUGAAGGACUCGGCAGAGCAGAUCCGUCAUUUGAACAAUGAGAUGAGUUUCCAGAAGAAAGUGUCGCUAUUUAAUAGCUUUCUCAUUGUGUGCUUGUUGGCGUACUUGGCGCUCACGAGAGAUAUCAACAUUGAAGUGCAAGAGCGGUUUGGCGAUGUGGGGGAUGAAAAGAAGUCUGCAAGUAAGGAGAUUGCGGACCAGGUGAUUGUUCCUGAACCACCGCAGUGA